This is a messenger RNA of Ostertagia ostertagi, 2028 nucleotides long. The record is from the annotation of a GenBank genome assembly. Lineage: Eukaryota; Metazoa; Nematoda; Chromadorea; Rhabditida; Trichostrongylidae.
AUGGAGCGAACUAUUUCACAAGAGGAACGUUGGAGACAAGGUCAUAUAAAGAACGCAAAAGCGAAACUGAAACGAACUGGGUCGGGCGAAAUUCGCCCGACCACUAAAAACAAACCAAAGUCUCGAUCGCGAUGGAGAACCCGAACCACUGUGCCUUGUACUUGCGUCGAAGUACCGUAUGCGACUGAAAAAGUGCAGGAGUACCGCAUAGAAUUGCGUAGUCGUGAAAGGGGUCGAUUGACGUUCGAGCCGCACGCUUUUCGUAACAUACUACAAUCACCGAAACAAUUGGUUAUCGACAAGUGCACUCUUCCAGUGGUUCUACCAUACACCUUCACAGGUCUUUCACACAUGCAACAUCUUUGGUUUCGGAACUCAACGAUCGAUAUACUCUCCACACAUGCUUUCUACCACCUAACUCACGUCACUUACCUCUAUUUCCGUGAUGUCUCCUUCAAAAGAAUCGAGAAAAAAGCGUUCGACGCGCUGCAAUCAAAACAGAGGAUGAAUCCAAUAGGACGAAUGGGACAGUUACAUGGUAUGAGUAAGGAGACCAAUCACAGUAUGGUGAUCACCAUCUGCAACUGUUCGAUUGAUCGGAUCCGACCGAGCCGAGCAACCGCAAUGUUUCGGCAUGACAUCUCGUUGGAGUUCACACAAAGCAGAAUCGGCAUGGUGGACUCCUACGCGUUCGCUAACAUGUCGGCUCAAAGCCUUAGUUUUAUGGGUUGUGUAGUGGGCAAGGUGAAGCGCCUUGCAGCUGCCAACAGCCGCUUCGAUCACGUGGAGAUCAGUGAGACUCGCAUCGAAUCCCUUGAUGAAGGUCUUUUCCAUGACUCACAGCUCAGAAACCUCAUUAUUCAAAGGUCUAGCAUCGCCCAGGUGCUUUCGUUGGCCUUCCAACGGUCGCUCAUAAAUCAAAUGAGGGUGGAUGGUUCUGAUAUUGGCAGUCUCGAAAUGCACGCCCUCAAGGGAUCCACGAUCCAUGCUCUUACUCUGGAAAAGGCGACAGUGAACAACGUAAAGGGAAAACCUUUCAAGUCCGCAGAGAUAAACAAUUUGCGGAUCGUCGAUUGCAAGUUACAAGGUGCACCAGCCCGUGCGUUCUUCUCAAGCCUCACAACCACUCGCCUUUCUGUCAUCAACACCACCCUCGACUGUGAUCCAGACGAUUGCGAGAUGAAUUCGAUGUUUCUGAAGCCACCCCGCCAUGUGCUGUUGUGGACGUUUGAAGGGAACUCGUGCAGGACCCCAAUGAUCAGUACCACCAGCGGGAUAGCUUUUUGUGCCCAGCCAACUGUGUUCCACCAAUCCGGGCUCACCUGUCGCCGGAGUUGGGCAAUAGCCGACUGCGUGUGUACUGGGUCGUCGGCAUCGUUGCCAGAUCUCAACGCUUCCGUGGUCAUCAUCGGGGAUUGUGAACACUUGACGGUGAGGAGCGUGAACGCCCCGCCACAUGCGCUUUACCUCUUCAGAAUCGGACGAUGUGACCUGGUGAGAAUGCCUAGGUUCACUACGGCGCUAAAAAUUUACCACUCGACGGUCGUCGUUCACCACCGGGCAUUCCUCAACAACCACAUCUCAGCGUUGGUCCUCUCAUAUGCAGUCAUUCAUAGAGUAGUUUCAAAAGCUUUUGUUAACGUCACUAUCGAUGAAAUGGUAGUGAGUAACUCUUCACUAACGAACUGGCAUCCAAAAGCAGUCGAAGGGACAAAAAUCGAGUUCGCAUCUAUCACCGAUUCCAGAGUCGGAGCUGUGACAUCUCUUCUAAGCUCAGUAAGGCACCUUCUGGUAAGCAAUAGCGUUCUAGCCGGUACCGAGGGUCUUUCAGCGAUCAGAGACGUGCACCUUAGCAACAAUACGGUGCUAUGUUGCUGCGAUGUGGGUGAGAAUUCCUGUGGAAAGGAUAGGAAUAUGGAACAGAAAUGCAAAGAUCACUUUGAAUACUCUAUUAUCUGUGAUGUCAGUGGUUACGCAUAUGAAAUGCGAAUCUCAUAUUUUUUCUUCAUUUCAUUUCUUCUGCGAUUG